Messenger RNA from Lolium perenne, 2732 nucleotides. RefSeq names its product protein indeterminate-domain 4, chloroplastic. Gene Ontology annotation, molecular function: DNA-binding transcription factor activity. The record is from RefSeq and is a predicted model, not a curated record. Lineage: Eukaryota; Viridiplantae; Streptophyta; Magnoliopsida; Poales; Poaceae. Gene Ontology annotation, cellular component: nucleus.
CCCUGGUGUGCAUAGCCCUUUGGAAAGAGCACAGGCGAAAAUUCAGAAAUUAAUUUAUAGAGAGAGGGGCAUAUAAGAGGGUGGAAGGAAAGGAGCAGGGAAGAGAUAGAGAGGGAGAGAAAGAAAAGUAUGACAAGGAGAUGAAAGAAAUCAGACAACAACCUUCUUCUUAGCCUUCCUCAUCCCCACUUCUAUCUCUUCCUUCAGUUGCAGGGAGCAAGGAGGAAGAGCUAGCAGCAGCAGUUGGCAGAGAGAGUGAGCGAAGGGCAAAGAAGAAGAAGAAAGGAACACUGCCAAUCCAAGGAAACCAAAGAGGAGAAGCUUUGUUCUUGUGCUUGGAGUUGGUGUAAGAGGGUAUUAAGGCGAUGGCAUCGAACUCAUCGGCAGCAGCGGCGGCGGCCUUCUUCGGGAUGAGAGAUGGGGACCAGCAAGACCAGAUGAAGCCGCUGAUAACACAGCACCAGCAGCUGGCAGCGGUGGCACUGCCCGGCGCCGCGCCUGCGGCGUCCAGCCAACACGGCGCACCGCCGGCGGCGGCGCCACCGGCCAAGAAGAAGAGGACUCUACCAGACCCAGACGCGGAGGUGAUCGCGCUUUCUCCCAAGACGCUGAUGGCGACUAACCGGUUCGUGUGCGAGGUGUGCCAGAAGGGUUUCCAGCGCGAGCAGAACCUGCAGCUGCACCGUCGCGGGCACAACCUCCCCUGGAAGCUGAAGCAGAAGAACCCGAACCAGGUGCAGCGGCGUCGCGUGUACCUGUGCCCGGAGGUGACGUGCGUCCACCACGACCCGUCGCGCGCCCUGGGAGACCUCACCGGGAUCAAGAAGCACUUCUGCCGCAAGCACGGCGAGAAGAAGUGGAAGUGCGACAAGUGCUCCAAGCGCUACGCCGUGCAGUCCGACUGGAAGGCGCACUCCAAGAUCUGCGGCACACGCGAGUACCGCUGCGACUGCGGCACCCUCUUCUCCAGGAGGGACAGCUUCAUCACCCACAGGGCCUUCUGCGACGCACUGGCGCAGGAGAGCGCCAGGCUGCCGCCGACGAGCCUCAGCACCCUCACCAGCCACCUCUACGGCGCCACCAACGCCGGCAACAUGGCGCUCAGCCUGUCCCAGGUGGGAUCCCACCUCAACUCCACCAUGCAGCACGACGGCGGCCACCACCACCACCCGUCCCCAGACCUCCUCCGCCUCGGUGGCGGCGGCGGCAGCAGCAGCAUCGCCGCGCGGCUCGACCACCUCCUGUCUCCGACAGGCGCGUCCGCGUUCCGCGCGAAUCAGCAGCAGCCCCAGCCGGCCUUCUUCCUCAAUGCGGCUCCGGGGCAGGACUUCGGUGACGAUCAGGGGGGCAACGGACCCCACUCCUUCAUGCAGUCAAAGCCAUUCCACGGCCUCAUGCAGCUCCCGGACCUUCAGGGCAACGGCGCGGGCGGGCCGGCCCAUGGGCUCUUCAACCUGGGCUUCUUUGCCAACAACGGCAAUAGCUCCGGGUCAAGUCACGAGCAUGCAAGCCAGGGCAUGAUGAGCAACGAUCAGUUCAGCGGCGGAGCUGGUGGAGGCGGCAACGGCUCUGAGGUGUCGGCCGCGGGGAUCUUUGGCGGCAACUUUGUUGGUGGGGAUCACAUGGCGCAGGCUGGGAUGUACAACGACCAGGCGGCUAUGCUGCCGCAGAUGUCUGCCACCGCGCUGCUCCAGAAGGCCGCGCAGAUGGGCGCGACCUCCAGCCCCAACGGCGCGGCGUCCAUGUUCAGGGGCUUCGCCGGCUCCUCGCCGCAGCUGCGACAGGCGGCACCUCAGCACAUGGACCAGAACGAGGCGAACCUCAACGAGCUGAUGAACUCUCUGGCUGCUGGUGGCGGCGUCAAUGCCGCCGGAAUGUUCGGCGGCGCCAACGGUGGCCCCGGCGCGGGGAUGUUUGAUCCUAGGAUGUGCGACAUGGACCAGCACGAGGUGAAGUUCAGCCAGGGCGGAGGCGGUGUUGGUGCCAACCCUGCUGCUGGUGGUGGUGGUGGUGGUGGCGGCGGCGGCGGCGACAUGACGCGGGACUUCCUCGGCGUGGGCGGAGGCGGCAUCGUGCGCGGGAUAUCGACUCCAAGAGGUGACCACAACCAAAGCAGCAGCGACAUGAGCUCCCUGGAGGCCGAGAUGAAGUCGGCUUCGUCCUACAACGGGGGCCGGAUGGCAUGAUCGAGAGCUUACACAAGCCGUAAGCUCCCAUCAUCACAGUGAGUCUAAGACUUGAAGCAACCUGGAAUUAGCAUGCAUGCAUAUAUGAGACUGAGAUGAGUAAGGUUAAUUAGCGAGUUAGCAACUAAGUUGAUCGCAUGAGUAUGGUCGCAUGCAUGCAUGGGAUAAGGCUAGCUAGCUAGCUCUCCAUGGGGCCAUGAAGACUGGAGUACCGUGAAAGGGAGAGGCCUCCUCUGAGACUAAUUAAGUAAUUAGCUAGUGCGAGUGAACGCAUGCAUGUGAUGGCCCUAGCUUGGUCGUCGAGGAGUUGGUGUCAGUGUCGGUCCUGUUGUUUAUUUUCCUUCCUUGUAAGUGGAUCUUUGCUGGGUUAAGUAUAGUUCUGGAGAUAGAACCAAUAAGGCUAUUUUAGUUUUGUAGCUAGCCGAAAUGGGAUGUUGGGGAGCUGAACUUGCCCCUGAAACUCCUUCUUCUGUUCCUUUUAUUACCCUUGUAGCGAAAGAAUGCUGCUCUUACAGUGCAAUUGAUCAUGCUAGUUCAUACCUAUAA